Messenger RNA from Gryllus bimaculatus (two-spotted cricket), 401 nucleotides. Lineage: Eukaryota; Metazoa; Arthropoda; Insecta; Orthoptera; Gryllidae. The record is from the annotation of a GenBank genome assembly.
CCAGCCCCAUGGCCCCGCUGGGCGCGGACGUGUUCGGCGUGGGGGCCGUGGCCAGCCCUGACACCUCCAUCACGCCAGUGGUCGAUCAGCGGGUUAACAUUGUUACGAGCCUGUUAGCAAUCGUGAAUGCAGCCCAUCUAACAUUAGGAAUGUUUCUGAUUUUGGGGUCCAAUGUGCGGGAGCGCGGGCCGGCGUGCGCGCUGUGGAGGGUGUGGGCGCUGCUGGCGCUGGCCGCCGAGACGCUGCUGCUCUUCUCCGUGCUGGGGAUGCUGCGCUCCGCCGGCGCGCUGCCCUGCGCCCUCCCGCUGCUGGGCCUCGUCGCCGCCGCCAUCGGCUAUCGAUUUAAAUGGCGUGAUUGCUAUUCUGAAAUCAAUGUUGAGAAGAGACACUACCAUGGGUAA